GCAGAGGCUGGGGACAUGGCUGCACUGGCUCGGAGCGUCCUGGUGACAGGGUCCAGCCGGGGCAUCGGGCUGGAGCUCGUGCGGCAGCUGGCCGCCAGCCCCCGGCCCCCCCAGCACAUCUUCGCCACCUGCCGCGACCCUGAGGGCCCCAGAGGGAAGGCCCUGCAAGACUUAGCUGCCCAGCAUUCCAGCAUCAAACUGGUCCAGCUAGACACAGUGAAUUUGCCCAGCAUCCAAAGGGCCAUGCAGGCUGUGGGGAAUCAUCUGAAGGACCAGGGCUUGAACCUGCUCAUCAACAAUGCAGGCAUCAGCUCCCAUGCCACACUGUGCUCCCUGGACUCGCAGGAGAUGCUCGACGUGUUUGCCACCAACGUGGUUGGGACACUCCAGGUUGUCAAGGAAUUUCUGCCGCUCCUGGAGCAGGCAGCGAAGGGAGAGGGAAAGGAGGGUCUGAGCUGCAGCAGGGCUGCUGUCAUCAACAUCUCCUCCAAGCUGGGCUCCAUCGGGCUGUGCCUCCACGUGCCACAGGCCCCCAUGUACCCGUACCGGGCCAGCAAGGCUGCCCAGAACAUGGUGACAAGGUGCUUGGCUGCAGAACUCCAGGACAAGGGGAUCUUGUGCGUGGCCAUCCAUCCUGGCUGGGUGAAGACUGACAUGGGCACACAGGAGGCACCACUGACAGUGGAGCACAGCGUGAGGGGCAUCCUGACUGUGCUGGCCAGCCUCUCACAGGACACCUCUGGAGCCUUCCUCGACUGGGAAGGGAACAGCCUGCCCUGGUGAUGGACAGAUGGACAGCGCCUCUUGCCCAUACUGCAGCCUCUGCUUGA
Messenger RNA from Zonotrichia leucophrys gambelii, 830 nucleotides. RefSeq names its product C-signal-like. The coding region runs from base 16 to 783 and encodes 255 amino acids. NCBI's taxonomy places the organism in Eukaryota, Metazoa, Chordata, Aves, Passeriformes, Passerellidae. Gene Ontology annotation, molecular function: oxidoreductase activity. The transcript has 6 exons. Gene Ontology annotation, cellular component: cytoplasm. The record is from RefSeq and is a predicted model, not a curated record.